AUGGAAAAACUGCUCUGCAGCAUCCUGGUGUUUGGAAUGGCUGUCAUGGUCAACGCUUGUCCAAAAUAUUGUGUCUGUCAGAACCUGUCUGAGUCACUGGGGACUUUGUGCCCCUCCAAGGGUCUCCUUUUUGUACCGCUAGACAUAGAUCGAAGGACUGUUGAACUCCGACUUGGCGGCAACUUUAUUAUUAAUAUCAGCCGUCAGGAUUUUGCCAAUAUGUCUGGACUUGUUGACCUUACUUUGUCCAGAAACACCAUCAGUUACAUACAGCCCUACUCUUUCACUGACUUGGAGAGCCUUCGGUCUUUACAUCUGGACAGCAACAGGCUGCCUGACAUUGGAGAGGAUAUUUUGAGAGGCUUAAUUAACCUUCAGCAUUUGAUUUUAAACAACAACCAGCUAAGCAGCAUCUCUGAUGAAGCCUUUGAGGAUUUUUUGCUGACAUUGGAAGACUUAGACCUUUCCUACAAUAACCUCCGAAGCAUUCCAUGGGAAUCUAUAAGGAAGAUGAUAAACUUGCACCAGCUCAGUUUGGAUCAUAACCUGAUAGAUUAUAUUACAGAGGGGACAUUUGCAGAUCUUCAGAAAUUGGCCAGAUUGGAUCUAACAUCCAACAGACUUCAGAAGCUCCCCCCUGACCCUAUAUUUGCCAGAUCUCAAGUAAUUCCAUUAGCCGUUACCCCAUUUUCUCCACCUUUGUCUCUCAGCUUUGGGGGUAACCCGCUGCAUUGCAACUGCGAGCUACUGUGGUUAAGGCGACUUGACAGAGACGACGAUAUGGAAACUUGUGCUUCUCCCCCAGGUCUAAAGGGGAGGUACUUCUGGUAUGUACAGGAGGAAGAAUUUAUUUGUGAGCCUCCUCUUAUUACACAACAUACUCACAAGUUGUUGGUUUUAGAAGGGCAAACUGCCACACUGAAAUGCAAAGCCAUUGGGGAUCCCACCCCCAUCAUUCACUGGGUGGCCCCUGACGACCAUCUCAUUGGGAACUCUUCGAGGACAGCUGUCUAUGAAAAUGGCACCUUAGAUAUCCUAAUCACCACCUCCAAGGAUUACGGGACUUUCACAUGCAUAGCAGCCAAUGCUGCUGGAGAGUCCACCGCAACAAUUGAGCUCUCAAUUGUUCAGCUCCCUCAUCUCAGUAACAGCACAGGCCGAGCAGCCCCACCGAAAUCCAGGCUCUCAGACAUCACCAGUUCCAGCAAGUCUAAUCGAGGGGAAACAAAAGGACCACCAGAAAGGGCUGUCCUGGUGUCAGAUGUGACCACUACCUCAGCUUUGGUCAAGUGGACGGUGAGCAAGUCGGCCCCUCGGGUAAAAAUGUAUCAGCUGCAGUAUAAUUGCUCGGAUGAUGAAGUCCUGAUCUACAGGUAA
Messenger RNA from Fulmarus glacialis (Northern fulmar), 1377 nucleotides. RefSeq names its product leucine rich repeat and fibronectin type III domain containing 2 (gene LRFN2). Gene Ontology annotation, molecular function: protein binding. The transcript has a single exon. NCBI's taxonomy places the organism in Eukaryota, Metazoa, Chordata, Aves, Procellariiformes, Procellariidae. The record is from RefSeq and is a predicted model, not a curated record. Gene Ontology annotation, cellular component: postsynaptic density membrane; cell surface. The coding region runs from base 1 to 1377 and encodes 458 amino acids.